GUAAAGGUUGCUGACCCCUGCCCUAGGAAUAACAUGCACGAGUUUUGGAAAUGGGCAUAGUUCCCCUUUAACUUGUCUGUUAGCAGAGGAGAGGAGAGAGGAAGACCAAAACUGGGAGAGGAACACAUGCAAAAGGAAGCAUUGAUACAACAGGAAAAAAAAACUGCUCCAUUGUGGCCUUUAAGUCAAAUAAACAAACAUUGACAAAAAAAUGUCCGUUUCUAUCAAUGCACGCACGCAAAGGCAUCCCCGGAGCAGGGAUUGGACGAGAGACACAGAGAGCACUUCUUUCAUUCCCACCCCUCCACACAGCAGCUCUACUACCAGCAGCCCUGUCAGAGCAGAGCAGAGCAGGGCGGAGAUGAUGACUGGCCACUCGGACUCAUAGACAACCUCAUAUAGACUCUCUCCGGUUCCACUUCUAUCACAACAAUAUCAUUAACCACCGCGGACUGUGGAUGGAUUCUAGGCUCCUGAUUGGACCAGAUGUCCCCACACCGGACCCGACCGCCCGGACUCCCUGGAACAUCUGGAACAUCAGCUCCAUCGGUCCGCACCGGCUCAUGGAGCUGUCUCCUGUUGUUGCUACAGUUGGCUCCGUGGUUCCAAACCACCCAUUUCCAACGGUAGACGUCCCAGACCACGCUCACUACACCAUCGGUGUCGUCAUCCUGAUCGUGGGCAUCACAGGCAUGCUGGGAAACUUCCUGGUCAUGUAUGCUUUCUGCAGGAGCCGGAGCUUGCGGACACCAUCCAACAUUUUCAUCAUUAACCUGGCAGUCACAGACUUCCUCAUGUGUCUUACCCAGACACCCAUCUUCUUCAUCACCAGCAUGCACAAGCGAUGGAUCUUUGGAAAGAAAGGUUGUGAGCUGUAUGCCUUCUGCGGAGCGCUGUUUGGUAUCUGCAGUAUGAUGACACUGAUGGUGAUUGCAGUGGACCGGUACGUGGUAAUCACCAGGCCUUUGGCCUCCCUGGGCGCGAUGUCUCGCAGGAAAGCCCUGAGCAUCCUGGCUGCUGCCUGGCUCUACUCCGCAGGAUGGAGCCUGCCCCCCUUCUUUGGCUGGAGUGCUUAUGUCCCAGAGGGUAUGAUGACAUCUUGUUCCUGGGACUACAUGACGUUUACCCCGUCUGUCCGCUCUUACACCAUGCUGCUCUUUACCUUCGUCUUCUUCAUCCCUCUCUUCAUCAUCAUCUUCAGCUACUGCUGCAUCUUCAGAGCCAUCCGACAGACAACGCGAGCGAUCUCAAAGAUCAGCUGUGAGGGAACCAGAGACUCUGCUAGGAGGUUCAAUAAGAUGAAGACUGAGUGGAAGAUGGCCAAGAUUGCACUCAUCGUCAUCCUGCUAUUUGUCAUCUCCUGGGCUCCUUACUCCUGUGCAGCCCUCACUGCAUUCGCUGGGUACGCUGACAUGUUGACUCCGUAUAUGAACUCCGUUCCUGCUGUGAUCGCCAAAGCAUCUGCGAUCCACAACCCCAUCAUAUACGCCAUAACACAUCCCAAAUACAGGUCGGCGCUCAGCAGGUAUAUUCCCUACCUCGGGGCCUUGCUGUGCAUUACCGGCAGAGGCCGUUACAGCAGCAGCAGUUUCCGGUCCACGCGCCGAUCAACCCUCACCAGCCAAUCGGAGAGCAAAGGCCCUAGCAAGCCCCGCAACUCCUCCCUGUCUGAGAGCGAAUCAGCCCACUUCUCAGACACGGAGGAGGACUGCUCAUCUCGGACGCCUGCCAUUCGUCAGUUGUCCGGUGAUGUCAAACAGGUGCGCCAUGCCAGCCAGAGGACAAAGGUGAGAGGUCACCACACAGGAGAGUUUGAGAGAACUGCCGCCCACAACCCAACUGACCCGGCCAUAUGUCACCUCUCACAGAUCACAACUCUGACAGAGCCUGAAGACAUCUCCAUGUCGGACAUCAGCCUGAAGCCAACCAGUCAUCUGCCUGCUACUCUGGACAACGUGAUGGAGGAGUCUAAGCCAAGGACUGCGUGUAAGACAACCGCAUCCGUCAUUGUAACCUCCAUAUCCAGCCCGUCUAUACUGCACAGUCCCCCGGGUUUCCAUGGCAACCUCAAAUUGACCAAAACGCACAGCCCGGUUGCCAAGGAGCCCCUUGACAUAGCCAGGCUGGAGACAAUAGCAUUACCAUAAACAGAUGAACAACAGUGUGUUUGUGUGUGUGUGUGUUUCAAUAUUUCCCUCCGUGGGACUAUUCUGUUCCAGCAUGCUGUUUGCUAGUUAUGGUAACUCAAAACCCAGAGCAUGCGCUUUGUUUUUGUUUUGGUUUAUUUUGUGAGUAUGUGAGUGUGAAUGCCCAGUUAAUUUAAAUACAUGUGUAGGUAUUUGCACAUAUAGAUGUGGGUUUAACUUCUUCUGACAUAUCACGGUGGUUGGGAGACGGUUUACCUCGGAGCCGGAGGCAACAAAUUAGCCUUAAAAACACAAUGUGAAAAGUUAAAUCUCUUGAGUUGGGUAUCGAUUAGAUUAGAUUCAUAAUAUUUGAGUAGAAGAAACCAAAAUAUGUUUUUGUUUUUUUUAUUCUUUUUGGUUUCAAGGUCAAAUUUAAUUAUUUUUUAUCUUGCCAUACAUAAAUUGAAUGUGUUAAAACAUUACCAGUGACAAACCAUUAGCUGAUUCUGAAUAUUCCUACUGGGGUCGUCAAAAAUGACAAAUGAGUAAAUGAGCCAUGAAGCGCAGUAGGUCCAUACUUGCAUAAUGCUUUUUUAACUAAUCUCUUUCUCUUAAUAUGAAAUUAUUUCCAACUCGGAACCAAUUCUCAAUACCCAACCCUCAGGUGUUUUGUUUUUUUGUCAUAUAAAUACUGAUAUUAAAAAUGCAUUAAGCAGUAUUUUCUAUAUUAAUAUUGAAUCAAAUGACUCCUGGAACUGGUGGCACUACUGAUCCCACUGAGAAUCAACACCCUACUUUCCAACUAUAUACAAAUUUAAGUCACUUUAAAGCUAUUUUACACCAAGCAUGGAUAUUUUGUCUGAAAAAUUCGCACAGAAAUUUAUAAAAACUGAUUUCGUGGGUUCUUAUGAAUGCUUGCUCACCCCUGCGGAACAUUCGUGUGGGGUGGGUAAUAUUCGGACGGACCUCAGCAGAUUUCCGCCUGCGGAAAUAUAUGUUUCCGUUUGUUUAUACGUUUCACAUGAACUGUGUUGCUUCACGUCAUAUUCUCCCUGAGUGAAAUUGACAAAUAACUGGCAAACUUCACAAAAAAACUCUGAGUAUCUACUUAUAAGUAGUUUCACAGUCUUUGUUGUAGCUGCUCUUCCUUUUUCUUUGUGGUAGUUUCCCUCAUAUUCCGCCUAAGGCUAUAUAGCUUGUGACUUUGCGGUGACUCUCAUUUUUUCCCCCGUUGGGCGUAGCGUAGCAAAGACGGUGAAAGGUUAACCUGCACUUGACCCACGUGUGUGCAGUUUGACAGCAAACGCAGCCCCGUGAUAACAGCAUUCCUUGCUUUCUUCACAGCCAUUGGAUAAAAGCCAGAUUUUAAAAAAGCGUCUGUCCUGCAGUGGUUUGACUUGUGAAAACUAGAGCCGAUGAAAAUGUGGGACAUAUGUGGGAUAAAAAUGCUUUGCAGUCCCUUGUAAGGUGGGACACCUGGUCACCCUAGUUGGUGAACGAAGCCAGAGCAAAAAUGACAGUGUAGACUAAAAUAUAUUUUUUUCUUUUGUGUAUUUUUGUAUUUAGUAUUUGAAAAAUAGUCCUCGUGGAAAUCUGCUGAAAGUUCAGAUUGACUGAAAUGUCUUCUGGGGCGGUGCGUUUAUUUAAAAAUGCAAAAACUUUAAAAAUGACCUCACUAAUGCAAUGCUGCAGAAAAUGAUAGAGCUUCACACCAGCACACGAAACCAUCGCAAAUUUCAUUUAAAUUCAGCCUGUCGGAAACACUGCUAAUAUGUACUGAUAUGUUAGCCAGGAGAAAUCGACUGCCCAUUCCAGUCUUUCUUCCCUCUAGUUGUCAAAAUAACACUUAAUGCAGUUUUAAUAUGAGGUGUUUUACUUAUAAACUGGGUAAUCAGACACACAUACGCACACACACCAACAGGAUACCGUCAGAUUGUUUCCCCUCUGGCUCUUUGUCAUUGAGUUUUCCAUCCCUGGUGGCAUGCAGCACCACAGAUUAUGUGUCCCAACACCACAGUACAUCACCCAGUAUGUGAGUGUGAGUGUGAGUGUGAGUGUGAGUGUGAGUGUGUCCGCACUGAAGAACUGGACUCAGUACUGUACUUUACAUUCCUCUUGAUGCCAUACCUUGCUGUAAAAUCUACUUUUAGAGAUACAGAUGACAGUUUACUAAACGACUUUACUGUGACUGAGUGUGUUUCAGGAUUGUUAUUAUUAUAGAUCUCAUCACUGACAGAUGUACAGAACAGCAACUUAGCUUUGUGUAACGUUCUUUUCAUUUCCGAAGCUCUUUUUGCUCCACUUCUGUACAUUGCAGUUCCCCUUUGACAUUCCUCAGACUUCUGCAUCAUUGACUAUGAUUGUAAUAACUCUUCUUUUAAAUGAUAGAACAGUCAAAUUAAAGAUUGAAAUCUUAGUUAACGAGGCAACAAAGGUUGAUGUAUUCCCACCGUUGCUCAUUUGUCCCAUCAAUGAAUGUACAAAAUGUUUUAUGACCAAACAAAUAUAGAAUAUUAUAUAUAUAUAUACAGUAUAUAUAUGAAAUUUAAAUUCUGCUUUAAUGAAGUGAUGGUUUUAUGUUGAUUUUGUUUCCUUUGUACAAAAUGUUUUGUGUUGUUAUUAUUUAUUUUUCUAAAUAAAAAUGUUGCUAA
Sebastes umbrosus (honeycomb rockfish) is the source of this 4777-nucleotide messenger RNA. RefSeq names its product melanopsin-A-like. Gene Ontology annotation, biological process: visual perception; G protein-coupled receptor signaling pathway. Gene Ontology annotation, molecular function: G protein-coupled receptor activity. The transcript is spliced from 11 exons. NCBI's taxonomy places the organism in Eukaryota, Metazoa, Chordata, Actinopteri, Perciformes, Sebastidae. The record is from RefSeq and is a predicted model, not a curated record. Gene Ontology annotation, cellular component: membrane. The coding region runs from base 459 to 2147 and encodes 562 amino acids.